This is a messenger RNA of Sardina pilchardus (European sardine), 3502 nucleotides long. Its product is annotated as solute carrier family 12 member 7-like. The transcript has 25 exons. Gene Ontology annotation, biological process: chloride transmembrane transport; cell volume homeostasis; chloride ion homeostasis. The record is from RefSeq and is a predicted model, not a curated record. The coding region runs from base 118 to 3393 and encodes 1091 amino acids. Lineage: Eukaryota; Metazoa; Chordata; Actinopteri; Clupeiformes; Clupeidae. Gene Ontology annotation, molecular function: potassium:chloride symporter activity. Gene Ontology annotation, cellular component: plasma membrane.
GAGAGAGAGAGAGAGAGAGAGAGAGAGAGAGUAAAGGAAGACGGAGAACUUCGUACCGAAGCAGAGGGCGGUGAGAGGGUCACAUAUGCCGCAGCACAUGGUGUGAGUCUGUAAAAAAUGCCCACCAACUUCACCGUGGUCCCCGUGGAGGACAGCAUCGCCUCAGGCCAGGAAGGGGCAGCAGAGGGGGACGCCUCGGACGACUCCACUCCGGAGCUCUCAGGCAGACCUAGCUCAGGAGCUGAGACCCCCAGAGAGAACAGUCCUUUCAUCAACAGCAUUGAUCCUGACAGACACAGCUACUACGAUGGCAAGAACAUGGCCCUUUUUGAGGAGGAGAUGGACAGUGCCCCAAUGGUGUCCUCCCUCCUCAACAAACUGGCCAACUACACCAACCUCACCCAGGGGGUGGUUGAGCACGAGGAAGACGAAACCGAGGAUGGAGUCAAAAAGGUCACCGUUAAGGGUCCUCAGAUGGGCACCUUUAUUGGCGUCUACCUGCCCUGUGUCCAGAACAUUCUAGGAGUCAUUCUCUUCCUGCGACUCACCUGGAUAGUGGGCACAGCUGGAAUCAUGGGGUCCUUAGCUAUUGUCUCCAUGUGCUGCGCUUGUACCAUGCUAACUGCAAUAUCCAUGAGUGCCAUUGCAACUAAUGGUGUAGUGCCUGCUGGUGGCUCCUACUACAUGAUCUCCAGGUCUCUGGGUCCUGAGUUUGGGGGAGCUGUGGGCUUGUGUUUCUACUUGGGCACCACGUUUGCUGGCUCCCUUUACAUCCUCGGCACUAUCGAGAUCCUCUUGACCUACAUUGUGCCAAACGCGGCGCUGUUUGUGUCGGAGAAGCCUGAGGGGCAGCAGGCCGCUAUGCUGAAUAACAUGCGCGUGUAUGGGACCUGUUGCCUGGCCCUCAUGGCCCUGGUGGUGUUUGUGGGCGUCAAGUACGUCAACAAGCUGGCCCUGGUCUUCCUGUCCUGUGUGGUGCUCUCCAUCAUGGCCAUCUACGCAGGCGUCAUCAAGACCAUCAUCGAGCCCCCGGACUUCCCAAUCUGUCUGCUGGGAAACCGAUCUUUACAGAAUUGUGACUUUGACUUGUGUAUGAAGCAUGAGGUGGUCAACAACGUGUCCAAACCCACACAGCUGUGGGGGCUGUUCUGCGACAACACCACUCUGGACGCCACCUGCGACGACUAUUUCAACCUGAACAACGUGACUCAGAUCCAGGGCAUCCCAGGGCUCCUCAGUGGGGUCAUUUCAGACAACAUGUGGGGGGACUAUGGUCCCAAUGGAAUGCUGGUGGAGAAGAAGAACCAACCGUCCAUUCCAGCAGACGACAAAUUUGAGGACAAAUACGAGGGCCCUCCGAGACCCUACGUGUUCAAUGACAUCGCCACCUGCUUCACACUGCUGGUGGGCAUCUACUUCCCCUCCGUUACAGGAAUCAUGGCAGGGUCUAACAGGUCUGGAGAUCUCCGAGAUGCUCAGAGGUCCAUUCCUAUUGGCACUAUCGUGGCCAUAGCCACUACAUCAUUCAUCUACAUUUCCUGUGUGGUGCUAUUUGGAGCCUGUAUCGAAGGCGUGGUUCUCAGAGACAAGUUUGGAGACUCUGUAAAAAGGAACCUUGUGAUUGGCACACUAUCCUGGCCAUCUCCAUGGGUGAUUGUGAUUGGCUCCUUCUUCUCCUGCUGUGGGGCGGGACUUCAAAGUCUCACUGGUGCACCACGUCUGCUGCAGGCCAUCGCACGAGAUGGCAUUGUGCCGUUCCUGCAGGUGUUUGGUCAUGGGAAGUCCAACGGAGAGCCCACCUGGGCUCUGCUGCUGACCGCGGGCAUCUGUGAGAUUGGGAUUCUAAUUGCCUCCCUGGACUUGGUUGCUCCUAUCCUUUCAAUGUUCUUCUUGAUGUGUUACUUGUUUGUCAACUUGGCUUGUGCUGUCCAGACCUUGCUGCGCACCCCAAACUGGAGGCCGAGGUUUAAAUUCUACCACUGGACUCUGUCAUUCUUGGGGAUGAGCCUUUGCCUCUCCCUCAUGUUCAUCUCUUCCUGGUACUACGCCUUGGUAGCGAUGUUGAUAGCCGGAUGUAUCUAUAAGUACAUAGAAUACAGAGGGGCAGAGAAAGAGUGGGGUGAUGGGAUCCGGGGGCUGUCGCUCAAUGCAGCCCACUAUGCCCUCGUCAAACUGGAGGAGGCCCCGCCCCACACCAAAAACUGGAGGCCACAGAUACUGGUACUGCUGAAGCUGGACACAGACCUGGCGGUCAAGCACCCUCGCCUCCUCUCCCUCACCACCCAGCUGAAGGCGGGCAAGGGCCUGACCAUAGUCAGCUCAGUGCUGGAGGGCACCUACAUGACCCGCCGUGCUGACGCCAAGCAAUCGGAACAGAAUGUGAGGGCUACCAUGUCAUCUGAGAGGACCAAAGGCUUCAGCCAUGUGGUGGUCUCAUCUAACCUGCGGGACGGCUUCUCCCAACUCAUCCAGUCCGCCGGGCUGGGAGGCAUGAAGCACAACACAGUGCUUAUGGCCUGGCCCGUCAACUGGAAGCAGGCAGAGAAUUCCCUCUGUUGCCAAAACUUCAUCGAGACCGUGCGUGAGACCACAGCCGCACACCAGUGCCUGCUGGUGGCUAAAAAUAUCGACCACUUUCCUGCCAACAAUGAGCGCUUGGAUGGCGGCACUAUUGAUGUGUGGUGGAUUGUCCAUGACGGAGGGCUUCUCAUGCUCCUGCCCUUCCUAAUCCGCCAACAUAAAGUCUGGAGGAAGUGUAAAAUGCGUAUCUUCACAGUCGCACAUUUGGACGACAAUAGCAUCCAGAUGAAGAAGGACUUGCAGAGGUUCAUGUACCAUUUACGCCUAGAUGCUGAGGUGGAGGUGGUGGAGAUGCACGAGAGUGAUAUCUCAGCCUUCACCUAUGAGAAGACCCUGGUGAUGGAGCAGCGCUCCCAGAUGUUGAAACAAAUGCAGCUGUCCAAGACAGAGCGGGAGAGAGAGGCCCAGCUGAUCCACGACAGGAACACAAAGGCCCACGCCUCCCUGAACGACAAAGCCACCACCAGCCCAGACAGGGUCCACAUGACCUGGACCAAGGAGAAGCUCGUGGCAGAGAGGAACCGCCACCGUGAGGCCAACAUGGCAGUGCGUGACAUGUUCAACAUGAAACCAGAAUGGGAGAAUCUGAACCAGUCCAAUGUCCGCAGAAUGCACACGGCAGUCAAACUGAACGAGGUCGUGGUCAGCAGAUCUCAAGGGUCUCAACUGGUGCUGCUCAACAUGCCAGGACCACCAAAGAACAGGGGCGGUGAUGAGAACUACAUGGAGUUCCUGGAGGUCCUGAUCGAAGGGCUGGACCGAGUGCUGCUAGUUCGCGGCGGGGGCAGAGAGGUCAUCACCAUCUACUCUUAGCACCAAGCCAGGACACCAAGCGGGAGGGGGCGGACGGCACACCGGCUGGCAGAGGACCUUGCUUGCCCACUGGGGUCCCCUUAAGCCCCUGGGCACAGCCUCAGCCAAA